Aspergillus ibericus CBS 121593 is the source of this 2025-nucleotide messenger RNA. RefSeq names its product cytochrome P450. Gene Ontology annotation, biological process: ergosterol biosynthetic process. The transcript is spliced from 4 exons. NCBI's taxonomy places the organism in Eukaryota, Fungi, Ascomycota, Eurotiomycetes, Eurotiales, Aspergillaceae. Bases 245 to 1819 code for a protein of 524 amino acids. Gene Ontology annotation, molecular function: iron ion binding; monooxygenase activity; heme binding. The record is from RefSeq and is a predicted model, not a curated record.
CCCAAAACUGCGAGCGGGUCGAGGCCACUUUACUAAGGACGCUCACUCACUGGCGCUGUCAUUUUUCUCCCUUGUCCCUUCUCUCCUCGAACGCGUAUAUGCGUAUCUCUGCGCCACUGAAAGCAAGAAACAGGUAUCUGUCGCGUAUCUCUAACGCCGACUGCAUGUGUCACUCUUCCUUGUGAACAACAACCCCCCCCCGUCGGAGCGUUGCGAUCGAUUUUGAUCCCGUUAUUGCGCUACAAUGGGCUUUCUCGCAGUCAUUCUCGACAGCCUCUGCGAGCGCUACUCGGAUAGCUCAGUUGUUGUACUUUGUGGUAUUGGAUUUCUAUCUCUGCUUGCCGUAUCUGUUAUCGUCAAUGUCUUUAGACAGCUUGUUUUCAAGAACCCCAAUGAGCCCCCUAUGGUAUUUCACUGGUUCCCUUUCAUAGGUAGCACCAUCAGCUAUGGCAUGGACCCCUAUAAGUUCUUCUUUGAUUGUCGUGCGAAGUACGGCGAUAUCUUUACCUUUGUUCUCCUCGGCAAGAAGACAACAGUUUACCUAGGCACCAGGGGCAAUGACUUCAUUUUGAAUGGAAAAUUGCGCGAUGUUUGUGCCGAAGAAGUUUACUCUCCACUUACUACACCUGUAUUUGGCCGCCAUGUUGUCUAUGACUGCCCGAAUGCCAAACUUAUGGAGCAGAAGAAGUUUGUCAAAUUUGGUCUGACAUCUGACGCGCUGCGUUCGUAUGUGCGUUUGAUCACGGAUGAGGUGGAAGAUUUUGUCGAGAACUCCGCAGCCUUCAAAGGGCCCAAUGGCGUUUUGGAUGUCUGUAAAACAAUCGCCGAAAUCACCAUAUACACGGCCUCUCGUUCCCUUCAAGGAAAGGAAGUUCGCAGCAGAUUCGAUUCUACCUUCGCUGAAUUGUACCAUGACCUUGACAUGGGGUUUGCGCCUAUCAAUUUCAUGCUUCCCUGGGCACCUCUUCCCCACAACCGGAAACGUGAUGCUGCGCAGCGGAAGAUGACCGAAACGUAUAUGGAGAUUAUCAAGGAGCGUCGCAUGGCUGGUAAUAAUAAGGAUUCUGAAGAUAUGGUUUGGAACCUUAUGUCCUGCGCAUAUAAGGAUGGCACCCCGGUUCCUGAUGAGGAAAUCGCACAUAUGAUGAUCGCCUUGCUUAUGGCCGGCCAGCAUUCUUCGUCGUCGACAGCUUCAUGGAUUGUUUUGCACCUUGCAAGGAAUCCGGAAAUCAUGGAGGAGUUGUAUGCCGAACAGAUUCGUGUGCUUGGUUCCGACCUACCCCCUCUGACUUACGAAAACCUGCAAAAGCUCGACCUGCAUGGUAAAGUUAUUAAAGAAACACUACGCAUUCAUGCACCAAUCCAUUCAAUAAUCCGCGCAGUCAAAAACCCAAUGCCCGUGGAUGGUACUUCAUACGUUAUUCCAACUACGCAUAAUGUUCUUUCAUCGCCUGGUGUUACUGCAAGAUCAGAGGAAUAUUUCCCCAACCCUCUCAAAUGGAACCCCCACCGCUGGGAUGAGACAAUUGCAGUCAACGCAGAAGAAGAAGAAAAAAUCGAUUAUGGGUACGGCCUUGUCAGCAAAGGUACUAAUAGCCCAUACCUUCCAUUUGGUGCUGGGCGCCACAGAUGUAUCGGUGAACAAUUUGCCUAUGUGCAACUUGGAGCAAUCACUGCGGCCUUGGUUAGGAUGUUUAAGUUCCAGAAUCUGCCAAAUGUUAAGGAUAUCCCAGAAACAGACUAUUCAUCCCUUUUCUCCAAACCUGCUGGCAAGUCAACUAUACAGUUUGAGAGACGCAUCCGUACAACCAAAUCAUGACACCCUGCCACUUACUGCAUGAGGCACGCAUCUAUUUGAUGAAUAAGUCUUCUAGGACCCUGUUUAUUACAAUGGGAAUGGUCAUUAAACGACCGUUUCUUUGCUUCCAUUUUGUUUCACUCAAGGCUUUAUUGCUUGUAUUCUAUAUCACAUAUAAUGGCUGCUUGUACAGUAUAUCAAUCCAUUGUAAUGAUUUUGGGCCUGGC